Molecule: messenger RNA, 1812 nt
Organism: Macrosiphum euphorbiae (potato aphid)
Lineage: Eukaryota; Metazoa; Arthropoda; Insecta; Hemiptera; Aphididae
Source: the annotation of a GenBank genome assembly
AUGGUUUUAUCUCAACAUUUAGUCACCUAUUUUAUUGGAAAAGCAACUGCUGAGAUAUUAUUUGAAAAAUUAAUUCAAGCUUUAGAUCAAGCUAAUUUACCAUUGAGUAAAAUGUUGAUGUUAGGAUCUGACGGCCCGAAUGUUAAUAAAAAAGUGGCACGCUUAAUGAAUGAAGAAGUAGUGACCUGUAGAAAUAUUAAAUUAAUUGAUAUAGGCACUUGCAAUAUACAUAUAAUUCAUAAUGGAUUUCUUAAAGGUGUAGGUAAAUUUGGUGAAGAUGCAUCUCAGUUAAUUGUUGCUGUUUACUAUUAUUUUAAUGGAUGGCCAACCAGAUGGGAGGAGUUUACACGUAUUUUAGAAAAAUUAGAUCUACCAAUACUUCAUUUCAUAAAGCAUGUACCCUCAAGAUGGUUAACAAUCUAUAAUUCUUCCAAAAGACUUAUUGAAAACUGGACAGCAGUUGAAAAAUAUUUUUUGGAUUUUAUACCAAAAGAAAAAUCGUCCCUAUUAUCAACAAAUAGUUAUAAAAAAAUAAGAGAAGCUCUUAUUACACCAAAUAUGAAAUGUGAAGUGUUGUUUUUACAAAGUAGUUCUCAAAUAUUCACAAAUUACACUGGAAAUAUGCAGAAAGAAGAGCCUCUUGUGCAUAUUAUGUACAGUGAACUUAACACAUUAAUGUACAUAUUAAUGAGUAAAAUUUUUAAACCAGAUAAAAUUCCCAAGUCUUUUUCAAAUGUAAACGUUGAUGAAUUGUUUAAAAUUGAAAAUCUUGUAAUAGUAAAAAAUGUGGUUGUAAGUGAAAAAAUUAAAGAAGAAUUUAAAAUUUUAAAAACAACAGAAAAAGAUAUGUUAAUAUUUUUGAAAAAUGCACAGCAACACUAUUUAGAAGCAUGCAAACAUAUUUUGUUAAAGUCAUCAAUUACAAAUUCUUUUCUAAAAAAUUUGCGUUGUCUAGGUCCCACAGAAAGAUGUAAGAAUAGAAGUAUUAGCCAAUUGUUAAACAUUUGUAAAUAUUUGCCUUUCCAUGUUGAUACAGAUGUUUUAAUAAACGAGUGGACGCUAUUAAAACUGGAAAAAGACGAUGAAAAAUCUGCUGAAUUGAGAAUAGAUCAUUAUUGGAAACAAUUUUUUACCAAAACAAAUUUAUCAGGAGGUGAGAAAUAUCCAAAUGUGUCAAAAAUUGUCAAGGCUUGUUUAUCUCUAGUCCAUGGAAGCGCUGACAUAGAACGAAGCUUUUCUUGUUCGGGUAGGAUUUUAACAGAAGAUCGAGCAUCAAUGUGUGAAAGGACAUUGAAUGCGAUUCUUUAUAGUAAAGAUGCUCUAAAACAUUACAAUAACAAAUUACAUUUGGUAUUAAUUACUAAAGAACUUAUAAAUAUGGCUAGAGGAGCAUAUUUACAUUAUAAAGAUUAUUUGGAAGACAAGAAAAAAAUUCAAGAACAAAAUAAAAAAACCGAAGAAGAAGAAUUGGCCAAAACAUCACUGUUUGAAGAACAACAAAAACAAUUAAAAGAAGAUAAAAAUAAUAUAAUAGAAAAAGAAAAGUCACUGAAAAAUUUAAGAUAUGAAGAAAAUAGGAAACGCCAUGCAGCGGACAAAUUGUUUUUUGAAGCCAAUAAACGCUUAAAAACAGCUGUAUCAAAUAACAAUAUUGCAGAAGUUGAAAUUGCUCAAGCUAUGCUUGACGGUGUAAACACAAUUCGCAAAGAAGAAGAAAUCAAGAAAAAAGAAGCAGACACUCUUCAAAAUAUAUUGGAAAAAAAGAAAAUAAAGCUCAUAGAUAGUUUGUCCAAUAAAAAUGAAAAAAAAUAA